GGCAGCGUGCAGCAUUGUUUGAAUUCGUGCGUGAUCGAAGAACUCAAAGCUACGGUAUUGGUAAAUAAUGCGCUGGUUUUGUGAGCUUUGAUUGCCUGAAAUUUGUCGACCUCGCGAAAUAUAGGCCCAGGAAUAGAGAGAGAAAGUGUCUGUCGUCGCGCAGUCGUUUUGCAUUCAAUUUUAAUAGUUUUGUAACGUUAUUUGAAUUGGAGAAUACGUUUUCCGAUAUUUAACCACUGUUGAUCUGAUAUUGUGUGGCCAUGCGGCAUAAUAAAUCAGCUCACAGGCGAAAGCCGUCGACCCCCAGGCGCAGAUCUCCUCCAGAGCCGCGGCCAACACCGUCAACCUCCAGAGCCCGGCGCACCAGCGGACCCUCCGAAGCGUCCCCACGCAAGAAACACAGGUUUCGCCCUGGCACUCGGGCUCUCAUGGAGAUACGCAGAUAUCAGAAGUCUACUGAUCUGUUGCUGCGCAAGGCCCCAUUUUCACGGCUGGUUCGAGAGGUGUGUCAGACAUUUAGUCGAGAACAGAUGAUGUGGCAGGGAUAUGCUCUAAUGGCUUUACAGGAGGCUGCAGAAGCAUUCUUGGUCCGUCUGUUUUCUGAUGCCAACCUCUGUGCCAUUCAUGCAAAGAGGGUGACAUUGUUUCCACGAGACAUACAACUCGCCCGGCGAAUCAGAGGUGUUGAAAACAUGUGAAGUUGGAUCUUCUUCUUUUUCUUUUUUCUUUUUCUUCUUCUUCUUCUUCUUCUUCUUCUUCUUCUUUUUCUUCUUCUUCUUCAAGAUCUAUACAGUAGUGAUGUCCACUUUUGAAACACUGCUUCAUGAAGCUUCGAAACCUUUGUGAAACCAUUUGUUUUGAAACAGUUCAUAGCGUGUAUCAAAAUGUGAAAUGAAGUUUCGAACACUUUUGAAAAGUCAAUAGUUUGCCUUUGGGGAUGAUCUCUGUGAAUCAUGCGAACCAUUCGCAGUGGCGAACCAUUGAUCGUCUCUGAUGAUCAAUUUGUAGACAUUUUUAACAAGACAUUUGUGUAAUUAAUAGGAUGAGUUGUGUCUCUUAUGCUGCACACUGGUGGUGGUUGAGGAGAGA
This is a messenger RNA of Cyprinus carpio (common carp), 1089 nucleotides long. Its product is annotated as histone H3-like centromeric protein A. The record is from RefSeq and is a predicted model, not a curated record. The coding region runs from base 261 to 698 and encodes 145 amino acids. Gene Ontology annotation, molecular function: DNA binding; protein heterodimerization activity; structural constituent of chromatin. Lineage: Eukaryota; Metazoa; Chordata; Actinopteri; Cypriniformes; Cyprinidae. Gene Ontology annotation, cellular component: nucleosome. The transcript is spliced from 6 exons.